Thunnus maccoyii (southern bluefin tuna) is the source of this 2995-nucleotide messenger RNA. RefSeq names its product perforin-1-like. The transcript is spliced from 9 exons. The record is from RefSeq and is a predicted model, not a curated record. Bases 755 to 2395 code for a protein of 546 amino acids. NCBI's taxonomy places the organism in Eukaryota, Metazoa, Chordata, Actinopteri, Scombriformes, Scombridae.
CUUGGUGAUGCUGUUAAAAGCUGAGUUCACUAUCCAUGGUUACUCCUAGGUUUUGAAUCUGGUCACUUGUUUUUAGUGAUCUGGACUCCAGAUACAGACAAGUCAUCUCUGGGCUUUAGCACUUAUGGCCACACUCUCAGUUUUCUCCCUGUUCAGCUGAAGGAAGUUUGCUGCCAUCCAGUGGUUGAUUCCUUCCAAGCAGCUGACUAUGGAGUUUAAGAGUUGGAAGUCAUCAGAGAAUAGUGAGACAAGAAGCUGCACCUCAUCAGCAUAAUUAUGGUAGUUGAUGUUAUGUUUGCUGAUAAUGUAACUAAGGGGAAUCAUAUGUUGAAUAGAAGAGGACCCAGGAGGGAGCCACACGGUACUCGGCACUCUAAUUUAUGGCUGUUGGAGUGGAAGUCCCCAAGUGUGACAAUAUGCAGAUGAAUAGAGAGGGAUAGAUGAAUUACAGACUUCUAGAGCAUAACAGUGAAAGGAAAAGGCAGAGAAAAUUAGUAAUUGUAAAGUGCUGCUAUUAUGACACUUAUUAGCUAUCCAACACUUCAGCUUAUCAUUUGUAUUUUUGGUGUUACUGAGAAACCUUAUAAGGUAUCCUAGAAAACUAAAUACACAACAGAUUCAAUACCAUUAAACUGUGAACUGAAAGUUUUAUCCCCAUACAGGAUGAUGAAAGUUCAAGUGGAAAUAAUCACAAAGCCUGUUUGCAGUUUUUGUAAACUUCAUUAACUUCAUUGACAGUUACAUUACAGCUGAAAUGAUACUCAAUGAUUUCCUUUUCUACUCUCUCUGUUUUUCCCUGAACUAUUUCAGUGUCUCCUUGACUCCAACCAUGCUCUCCUUUUCAACACUACCUCCUCUCUGCCUGAGCCUCCUCCUCUUUCUCUCGUAUCCCUCCUGUCAGGGAGGGAUACCAAGUCUCUCCUGUCAGACUUGGAACAGCAGCCAGUGUAUGUCCGCUCCCUUUGUGCCAGGCCACAACCUGGUGGGAGGGGGCUUUGAUGUGGUCACCCUGCAGCGAAAAGGAGCCUACAUGGUUGACAUGAAGACCUACCUCUCUCCAAAUGGAACUUGUACUCUCUGCUCCAACCCCCUUCAAGGCAACAAGCUGCAGAAACUGCCAGUCUCUGCAGUGGACUGGCGCCCAUUCAGCCGCUGCAAUUUUCAUCUGUAUGGAAGUGAACACACAUCCAUCAGCUCACUGCUUAAAACAUACACCUACCAGGACAGCGAGGACUGGAAGUCUGGACUAGAUUUGACGAAGUAUGGCAGCCUGGAUGUGGGGGGAACACGUUCCACUGCGUAUAACUUUGCUACAGCCAGGAGCAAAGAGGACCGCUACAGCUUCAGCAUACACAGGACCACAUGUAGCCAUUACAGUUACAGUGUGUCAAGCAGACCACCCCUCAGCUCCGAGUUCCGCAAUGAUUUGGCGAGACUGCCCAAUUACUACAACUCCUCAACCAGGGCCCAGUACAGUCGUCUCAUAGGGAUCUAUGGAACACAUUAUAUCAACCAGGUUUAUCUGGGGGGGAGAUUCAGGCGAGUCACAGCUACACGUACCUGUUUGUCCAGACUGAAUGGCCUCUCCUCAAAACAGGCGCACAACUGCUUAUCAGCUGGUCUCAAUGUAGGCCUUGGGAUCAAACUGCCUGUUAACCUGAGGUCCUGCAACACAAUCCUACAGAACCAGGAUGUCUCCACCUCAUACAGUUCUGGUCUCCACCAACAUUACACAGAGGUGUUGGGAGGCACCGGUUGGGUGGGUGAGUUUUCUCUCAUCCGUAACGACUCCCUGGGCUACAAAAAUUGGCUGAAAACCCUCAAAGACCGCCCUGAUGUUGUCCGGUAUUCCCUAAGACCAAUGUACGAGCUGGUGCCAUGCUGGACAAAAAGGAAUGGACUGAAGGCUGCCACAGAGCAGUACUUAGAAGACAACGCUAUGCCUAACUCACCCAAAGAACCAUAUUGUGGGGGGGGCAUUCCCAACCUGGCUCCCGACUGCUGUCCUCAACAGGCCUGGAAAGGAACACUGGUGGUGACCAUCGUCCAAGCUUGGGGUCUGAAAGGAGAUUAUUGGGGCCAGACUGAGGGGUAUGCCACAAUGCGGUACGGUUCCAUCUACCACAAAACCCGUGUGAUCGGGUCAAACUACCCUCGCUGGAAUGCUCAAUACAAUCUGGGCAAGGUGGACACACACUUGGGUCUGAGGAUCGAGGUCUGGGAUGAGGACUGGAGCUCGGACGACCUCCUGGGAUCAUGUGAGAGGGAGCUGAGCCAGGGGACACACAGAUUCACCUGCUCAGCCAGUAGAGGUGGCGUCGAGAUCCGGUACACUCUGACCUGCGACCGUCACCUGACCGGAAACAGGUGUAACCAGUACAAACCAAUUCCAUAGUGAGAAAUGCAUUGGGUGGCAUAUUCUAUGCAAAUCUUGCUGGUUUUCUUUAAUCAAGUGUGAUAUCAGAUAUUUACAUUAUUUUCACAGGUUAUAAGUAAACUAUUCAGUUUCUUAUUUUACAUUAGAGGUAUAAGUGCAUUUACAUGUACAUUAGAAGUGUUUGACUUAUAAAUGGAUAAUUAGCAUUGUAUGUGUUACUCAAUUGAAUGUAUGAAACCAUAUAAAAAAGACAGUUUGGGAGGGAUAAUAUUCCUUUGUAUUCCUGUUUUAAAUUUUGGUGCUGCGGUCACAAUUAAAUCACAGACUGUGCAUUCGUUAUAUACAGUCAGUAACUGUUGAUUAUUUUCUGAAUUCAUGUGUCAAAAUUGUUGUGAGUACCAUUAGAGAUACAUUUUUGUGUGACUUUCUCAUGCUAAUAAAGGCUGUCAAAUCAUGUAAACUGUUUCUUUAAAGCGCCACUAAUCAACACUGGUGUCACUUUAUAAUAAGGGUUCAAAACACAUGCCUCAGCAAUGCAUAACUAUGACUUAAUGCAUGAAAAAAAGCAGGAUGUGACAUGAAUUCAAGUUGUCACCAUUAAUAAAUGAACAAGCCACU